This is a messenger RNA of Erinaceus europaeus (western European hedgehog), 2442 nucleotides long. Its product is annotated as supervillin-like. The coding region runs from base 389 to 2086 and encodes 565 amino acids. The record is from RefSeq and is a predicted model, not a curated record. The transcript is spliced from 10 exons. Lineage: Eukaryota; Metazoa; Chordata; Mammalia; Eulipotyphla; Erinaceidae.
CCCGCGGGCAGGGCAGGGGCAGGGCGGGCCCUGGUGGCUGUGCGCCUGCGCGCCCGUUGGGGGCGGUCACCCCGGAGAGCGGCCUGGUGGAGGCGGCAGCGGGUCAGCGCGGCGGCCAGAGAGUUUGGAGACCGGAGAGCUGAGCUAUGAAGAUUUUGAUGCCGUUCUAUAUCAGAAUCCCUGACUCGAAAGCCAGCAGUACAAUUUCAAGAAGAAAAACUUAACCUUCAUCGGACUUCGCUGUCAGAGGAGAGGCCCAAGCUUUCAGAGGGAGCCGCUGCUUGGAGACUGGACCCCUGGCAGCCACGCGGGAGGAGCUGACUCCCUGCGGCCCAGAGUUGCCGAACUACGAAGGAUCUUUGAGCCCCACCUGAGAGAAGUGUCAGGGAUGAAGAGGAAAGAGAGGAUCGCACGGCGGCUGGAGGGCAUCGAGACCGACAGCCAGCCCCUCCUGCUGCCCGGCUGCCCCGGCCUGGUCACCCACCGGCUGCUGGAGGAAGACGCGCCCCGCUACAUGCGAGCCUCGGACCCCACCAGCCCGCACGCUGGCCGCUCCAACGAGGACGAGGAGACGUCAGACUCUUCCUCCGAGAAGCAGGCUCGAGCCAGGCUCUGCCCCGAGGCCACUGCCGUCCAGAGCCCCCUGGACGUCCAGGGGCUGGAGUCCAAGGCCGAGCGGAUCGCCCGGUAUAAAGCAGAGAGACGGCGGCAGCUGGCGGAGAAGUACGGGCUGAGCCUGGAGCCGGAGCCGGGCGCCCAACCCGCGUCCUCAUCCUCACGCUGCAGACCCCGCGGGGAGCCCCCGGCUGCAGAGAGGAGGGGCAGCGGGGCAGACCGUUGGGAGGACCCCCGGGAGGACCCCCUCCCUGCCCGCCCCAGGGCCCGAGGGGGUGAGCCCUGCCUGGGGAGCCAGAGGCACGACGCCCGGGACCUGCCCCCCGCCGCAGAGACGGCCCCCUGCUUCCCGUUCUCCGAGGCGCCCGGGGCCCCCAAGCAGAUGCCCAGCACGCCCCUCGCCCUGCCCGGACAUCCCGGCUCCCCUCGCCCCUCCCUGGGGGACCUGUUCCUGCCUGAGGUGCACAGCAGCCCCGGGAAGCCCACCCACGAGUGGUCUCUGCAGAAGGACGCAGAAGGGGACACGUCUUCACUCAUCAACUGGCCCUCCAGAGUCAGAGUUAGAGACAAGCUGGUGAAAGAGGAGAGAACUCGAGGCAGCCCGGAAGCCUCCCGAGAGCCCCCCCCUCAGAGGCCGCAGCCCCCCAGGGCCGGCCCCCACCUGUGCUUCCACUCGGAGAACUCGGCCUUCCGGAGGGUUCCGAGCACGGCGGCCCAGCCUGCCCGGGGCUGCGUCCAGCCCCCGGAGCCCGCACCCGCGGCCCGGCUAGUGUCGCCGGCCGCCCUGGAACACGCGCCCGAGCUCAGCUGGGUGGGGGAAGCCGCCCCGAAGGCGCUGGACGGUGGGAGAAGGGAGAGCCUUGUGCUCCAUAUCCAAGAAUCCAGCGCAGAGGAGGAGGAAGAGGAAGGCCAGGGAGCACCGCCCUCCGGGGAGGAGCCCGGGGCCAAGGACCAAGGCUGGACGCCUCCGGGAGCCCCGGCCCCGCAGACUGAGCCGGAGGGCCCCCCGCUCGCCCCUCUGCCGCAGAGAACGGGCAGGAGCGAGAUGGCAGUGCACUUGCAGAGCGGGGCCAGGCCGCAGGCCUCCAGGGCACCAGGCCACUGCUGGGAGGUGGCGUCGAAGAGGCGCAGGGGCCUCGAGCGGUCGCUGUCUGACUACACGGGGCCACCCCCGGCCCCCGGGCGCAGAGACCCCGAGCCCCCCUCGGAGGCCGGCCUGCUGGACACCAGGGUCUCCGUAGCCCGGCUCCGCCACGCCUACCUGGAGUCGGCCGCGGCCAGCAGGAAGCCUGACCUCCGCCCACGGGGCGACAGGUCAGCUGGAGCAGCGGGGCUGCCGGGAGGUGCGGACCCCGAGAGAGUGUCCCGGAAGCCAAGGCGCUAUUUCUCUCCUGGCGAGAGUAGAAAGACUUCCGAGAGGUUUCGGACUCAGCCCGUAACCUCGGCCGAGCGCAAGGAGACCUAUAGGUAGGCGCGGGGCCAGGGCGUGUGAUGCGGGGACCCGGCUGCCCCGACCUGCGGGGAGGUCCACCUCACUGGUGCCCAUGGGGUCCCGAUGUGGAGAAGCGAAGGCCUUGCUUUACAACAAGUGCUUUCAGUGCUGUGUCCCGGCUGCCUCAGAACCGAGUUGUCGUGCCAGGCCUUAUUCUGAGCCCGGGGGGACUCCCUUCUGUCUCCUCUCUGUCCCCCGAGGGGACUCUUUCCUGUCUCCUCUCUGUCCCCCGAGGAGUCUCUGUCCUGUCUCCUCUCUGUCCCCUGAGGAGACUCUGUCCUGUCUCCUCUCUCUGUCCCCUGAGGAGACUCUGUCCUGUCUCCUCUCUCUGUCCC